This is a messenger RNA of Fragaria vesca subsp. vesca, 1340 nucleotides long. RefSeq names its product 12-oxophytodienoate reductase 3-like. Lineage: Eukaryota; Viridiplantae; Streptophyta; Magnoliopsida; Rosales; Rosaceae. Gene Ontology annotation, cellular component: peroxisome. The coding region runs from base 52 to 1197 and encodes 381 amino acids. The record is from RefSeq and is a predicted model, not a curated record. Gene Ontology annotation, biological process: oxylipin biosynthetic process; jasmonic acid biosynthetic process. The transcript is spliced from 5 exons. Gene Ontology annotation, molecular function: oxidoreductase activity; FMN binding.
ACAACCUGAACACAUUGCCCUGCUCAGGUUUUUUUAGAUAAGAAAACGAAAAUGGCAGAUUCUUCAUCCACGGGACUCACCCUGUUCUCUCCUUACAAGAUGGGCAUGUUCAACCUCUCUCAUAGAGUGGUACUUGCGCCAAUGACGAGGUGUCGAGCGUUGAACGAACUUCCGCAGCCGGCGCUGGUGGAGUACUAUUCUCAGAGGGCAACCCCCGGUGGCUUUCUAAUCACUGAAGGCACUUCGCCGUCCGACCAAAGCGCCGGGUUUCCACAUGUUCCUGGGAUUUACACCGAUGAACAAGUUGAGGCAUGGAAGAAGGUGGUCGAUGCUGUUCACGCCAAAGGUGCCAUCAUUUUCUGUCAACUUUGGCAUGUAGGUCGUGCUUCUCAUCAAGUUCUUCAACGAGGUGGGGGGUCACCAAUUUCUUCAACCAGCAAUGCCAUCUCAAAGAGGUGGAAAGUUCUGUUGCCUGAUGGGUCUCAUGACGCUUACCCUGAACCUCGACGACUCGAGACCCAUGAAAUACCCCAGAUUGUUGAGCAGUACCGUCAGGCUGCCCUAAAUGCCAUUCGAGCAGGUUUUGAUGGAAUUGAGAUCCAUUCGGCACAUGGUUACCUAAUCGAUCAAUUCUUGAAAGAUGGGAUAAACGAUCGAACUGAUGAGUACGGUGGCUCACUUGCAAACCGAUGCAAGUUCUUGAUCCAAACUGUUGAAGCAGUAGUUGAAGCCAUUGGUGCUGAUAGAGUUGCCGUCAGAAUCUCACCAGCUAUUGACCACCUUGACGCUACAGACUCCGACCCAAUUGGCCUAGGCUUGGCAGUGAUUGAAAGACUUAACAAGCUUCAACAGAACAUAGGCUCAAAGCUCGCUUAUCUUCAUGUUACUCAGCCUCGUUUCGCAGCUAAUGGCCUAGUAGAGUUUGAUCAAGACGAAGCUCGGUUUAUGAGGACUCUUAGAAACGCUUAUGAAGGUACAUUCAUGGCUAGUGGAGGGUUCAAUAGAGAGCUAGGAAUGGAAGCUGUGGCUUCCGGUGAUACCGAUUUGGUGUCGUAUGGACGACAGUUUAUCUCAAACCCUGACUUGGUGUUGAGGUUUAAGCUGAAUGCUCCAUUGAACAAGUAUAAUAGGGAGACUUUCUACACUCAUGAUCCUGUUGUUGGGUACACAGACUAUCCUUUUCUAGCUGAACAGUGAAAGUGUGAAGGAAGAUUAGCUCCCCUUAUGUUUUGAUGCUCUAGCUAGGAGACUAGGUGAAUGACUGAGUGUGAAUGUAUAAAACUAUAAAGAGAAUUGUAAUUGUCCUUUUGGAUAAAUAAAACUUUUUUUCAUAGAGAUUG